This is a messenger RNA of Sorex araneus (European shrew), 711 nucleotides long. It is a transcript of the gene NPY, whose product is annotated as neuropeptide Y. The transcript is spliced from 4 exons. Gene Ontology annotation, cellular component: extracellular region. Bases 263 to 556 code for a protein of 97 amino acids. Gene Ontology annotation, molecular function: neuropeptide hormone activity; neuropeptide Y receptor binding. Gene Ontology annotation, biological process: feeding behavior; neuropeptide signaling pathway. NCBI's taxonomy places the organism in Eukaryota, Metazoa, Chordata, Mammalia, Eulipotyphla, Soricidae. The record is from RefSeq and is a predicted model, not a curated record.
AAGAGUCGGGUGGGGGUGGCUCCGGGAGGCGACACUCUGAGGCUGCGUCUCCAGCCCCCAUCCCCCGCCCCCCGCCACUCGGGGGCGGGAGUGAUGGGGUGGGAGUCACCAGAGCGUGACUGCCCGCGGCCCCUCCUGCCGCACCGUGAGAUAAAAGCCUGGUGCGCCCCGCUCUCGGCACCCGGCCCGCCAGCUCCUGCCCUCGGAGACGCGCCCGACAGCAGCACUCGCGCCGCCCGCCACAACCUGCCCGCCGGUCACCAUGCUGAGCAGCAAGCGAUUGGGGCUGUACGGGCUGACCCUCGCCCUGUCCCUGCUCGUGUGCCUGGGCGCACUGGUCGAGGCUUACCCCUCCAAGCCUGACAACCCGGGAGAGGACGCACCGGCGGAAGACAUGGCCAGAUACUACUCAGCGCUGCGGCACUACAUCAACCUCAUCACCAGGCAGAGAUAUGGAAAACGGUCCAGCCCUGAUGCACUGAUUUCAGACCUUUUGAUGAGAGAAAGCACAGAAAAUGUUCCCAGAACUAGGAUGGAAGACCCUUCUAUGUGGUGAUGGAAAAUGAAACCAGCUCUCCAUUCCUAUUUCAUCCUGUGAAACUAGAGUCUGCUGAUCCUCCCAAUGCAUGCGGCCACUGUGCUCCACCCUGCAGCCUCCCUAUGUUGUCCUUGUAUAUAUGUGCAUUUAAAUAAAGUUCCAUGCAUUCAAAA